UGAAAUUUUAGUGCAAUAAGAAUCGCACUCAAAGUUCUGGUAAGAAACACACAAACUGGUGCUAUAAGGAACAAUAGCCUGAUGACGGGUAGGRCGCAUCAAUAAAUAAGCAUUUACGCGAGUCAAGAGAGCAUCUUUCUUUUCGUUCGCCAUGAAAAUUUGACGCUAACCGAACGUAGGAUUGCGAAAAACCCGUGAUUUCUCUGAAAAGAAAGCUGAAGGGUGAAUUCAUAUGAACUUUAUACUGGAUAUGGCAUUGUAGCGAAUUAUAAAAUAGUAAAGAUGACUUAGCUUUUCUUCAAGCAAAGGAUCGUGUUAAAACACUUGGUAAUCUAGCCUUAUUAUCUUCAAUUUUGAUCGCCGAUUAAGGACCUAAAAUGUUUUCCAGAGGAAUGUUUAAGUACAUCAUUUUACUCUGCUGYUUUAUUAUAAUGCUGUUGCUUACGAAAGUCAUCGAGAACAGAUUCGAGAUUGAGCACUUUAAAGAAGAUGAACAGCCUCGACCUUCAGAGAAAUURCGUAAUGUGGGUCGUUUCACUUCGGAAGGCAAACACGUUAAGAACAAAGCACGCCGUUCGCAUGACGUGAACGCUGUUCUGCAUUUUCCCUUGCGUAAAAGAGCUAAUAAAAAACUCACAAAAACYAAAGAAGAUGUACCAACAAUUUACGCCAUAACACCAACAUAUAAACGAUUUCUACAGAAAGCAGAGUUGACAAGAAUAUGCAACACCUUUUUACAUGUCAAAAACUUUCACUGGAUUCUCGUGGAAGACUCCAGGAACAAAACCAAGCUAGUUACWAGUUUUUUAUCUAAUUGCGGAGUGAAAUACACACAUCUGAAUGUAAGGACACCAAAGCCGCUAAGACGGUCACGCAAACAGCCGCGUUGGGCCAAGUCACGUGGUGUGGAACAAAGAAACUUGGGUAUUGAGUGGAUUCGCCAAAAUGUCAACCCAAAUAAGACAAAAGGUGUCAUUUACUUUGCAGACGACGAUAAUACGUAUGACUURAAGCUGUUUGACGAGAUGCGUUCAAUCAAAGGGGUGGGCAUUUGGCCAGUGGCAUUCACAGGAGCAGCAAGAUGGUCCGGUCCAAUUUGCCGAGAUGGUAAAGUGCUCAAAUUCCAUAACAACUGGAAACCAUGGCGAAAGUUUCCCAUCGACAUGGCAGGCUUCGCUAUUAAUAUAAGAAAACUUAUUAUGGAAUACCCUCAUGCGUCAUUUCAGCCACAAGUUCGCCCUGGUCUUAUGGAGACGUCUUUUCUGGAGCAAAUGACUACGUUAGAUGAGCUGGAGCCCAGAGGAGAUAACUGCAUGAAGGUUUAUGUCUGGCAUACAAGAACGGAGACGCCGGUUAUAAACAUCAAUGGCGAACGACAACUAAUUAAAAAAGGACAUCCMUCGAAUCCAGCAAUAGAGACUUGACARAAAUGAGUUGAAUUAGAACUAGGCGGCUGUAUUGUAACUGCUACAAAUUCUGGAUUGACUCCGGCGAUCACGUGGCUUGAGUGAUCAUGAAUCCUAGCUUAAAAGUCGACAGUAUGGAAACUAUUAGGGACUGCGUAAUAUUUAUC
Exaiptasia diaphana is the source of this 1573-nucleotide messenger RNA. RefSeq names its product galactosylgalactosylxylosylprotein 3-beta-glucuronosyltransferase 3. The coding region runs from base 378 to 1424 and encodes 348 amino acids. The record is from RefSeq and is a predicted model, not a curated record. Gene Ontology annotation, biological process: chondroitin sulfate proteoglycan biosynthetic process; carbohydrate metabolic process. The transcript has 5 exons. Gene Ontology annotation, molecular function: galactosylgalactosylxylosylprotein 3-beta-glucuronosyltransferase activity. NCBI's taxonomy places the organism in Eukaryota, Metazoa, Cnidaria, Anthozoa, Actiniaria, Aiptasiidae. Gene Ontology annotation, cellular component: Golgi membrane.